Messenger RNA from Morus notabilis, 1832 nucleotides. RefSeq names its product probable aquaporin NIP5-1. NCBI's taxonomy places the organism in Eukaryota, Viridiplantae, Streptophyta, Magnoliopsida, Rosales, Moraceae. The transcript has 4 exons. Gene Ontology annotation, molecular function: channel activity. The coding region runs from base 575 to 1471 and encodes 298 amino acids. Gene Ontology annotation, cellular component: membrane. Gene Ontology annotation, biological process: transmembrane transport. The record is from RefSeq and is a predicted model, not a curated record.
UGCUUCUUCUUCUUCUUGCCAUCUUUCUUUUGCCAAAUUUGAAUCUGCCAUCUUCACCCUAAAUAUCUCACAUUAUACAUCUUCAUGAUCCAAAAAAGAAACAACUAAUAUUGUUGUAUAUUUUCUGUGUUCAUUUUAUGAAGAGAUCAAUCUUAUCUUUCUAAAUUUGCUCAGUUGUAGUCUACAACCUGGAUUUCCCCGUUUCUCUUAUUCCUUAGCAGAACAUUCAUAAAAACCCUGCAAAUCAUGUAAAUAUAUUUCCCAAUCCUUCCAGAACCCAAAAAUCUUAAAAAAAAAAAAAAAAAAAAAAAGUUAAAUUGAGUAUUCGUUACAUCUAUCUUCAUGAUCAUUAUCCUCUCUGCUAAUUAAGUAGUGUUACCCACACUGGCGGAGGUUAAACUUAUUCUAUAGCUAUACCUUUAUAAAAAUUGAUUAAGCAUGUAAUUAACAUCUCCUUUAAUUCCCAAAAUCCUACCUUAAAAAAUCACCAAAAAAAAAAUUUGCUUUUUCUGUUUGUUAAUUUAAGAUCAUAAAAAAAAAAAAAACAAAAAAAAACAAAAAAGAAAGGAUCAGUAUGCCAGAAUUGGAAGUAGGAACACCGACGUCGGCUCCGCCGACACCAGGGACGCCAGCUCCUCUGUUUCCGGUGGGAAGAGUGGAUUCCCUGUCGUAUGAUCGGAAGUCAAUGCCAAGAUGCAAAUGCUUGCCUGUCAGCGUUGCAACUUGGGGCGAACCUCAUACUUGCCUCAUCACCGACUUCCCUGCUCCAAAUGUCUCUCUCACUCGGAAGCUAGGAGCGGAGUUCGUGGGAACCUUCAUAUUGAUAUUCGCCGCAACAGCCGGCCCCAUCGUGAACCAAAAGUACAAUGGCGCCGAGACGUUGAUCGGCAACGCUGCCUGCGCGGGGCUAGCGGUGAUGAUAGUGAUCCUGUCGACGGGCCACAUCUCCGGCGCGCACCUCAACCCGUCUCUCACCAUCGCCUUCGCGGCGUUGCGCCACUUCCCUUGGGCCCACGUCCCCGGCUACAUUGUGGCCCAGGUCUCAGGUUCCAUUUGCGCCUCAUUCCUCCUCAAGGCAGUUUUCCAUCCCUUCAUGUCCGGUGGGGUCACCGUUCCCACCACUAGCGACGGCCAGGCUUUUGUGCUCGAGUUCGUGAUCUCCUUCAAUCUCUUGUUUGUUGUCACUGCAGUUGCCACCGACACUCGUGCGGUAGGAGAAUUGGCGGGCAUUGCAGUUGGAGCUACAGUUAUGCUUAACAUUCUAAUUGCAGGGCCAGCAAGUGGGGGUUCAAUGAACCCGGUUCGAACUUUGGGUCCAGCCGUGGCCGCCGGAAACUACAGGGCACUUUGGAUAUUCAUGGUUGCGCCGACACUUGGGGCGCUGGCUGGUGCCGCUACUUACACCACCGUCAAGCUCCGAGACGACGAGGUCGAACUCCCGGUACGUGAAGUCAGGAGCUUCCGUCGCUAGCUAGCUAGUUAGCUUCAAGACUUGACGUGAUAAUAUCAAUAAUAAUAAUAAUGCAGAAGCGACAUGGGACUUGACCCUUCUAGCAAUAUUAUCUGCAGCUUUUACUCUAUAGGGAUGAAUUAUGAGUCGUGUUUGGAUUGUAGUGUACUCGUCGUCGUUUGGCUUUUCAUUUCACGUGUUUCUCUUCCAAUUAUCAGAAGACGUAGUUUGUAAUGUAUUAUAUAAGGUGGUCAGUACUGCUGUGAGAUAAGAUGUUUCCUUGUUUGUUUGUGCUGUUUUGUCUUUGUCGUUUGGCUUGAUCAUGAUAAAUAUUCAAAAUAAAGUGCAUACGCACACCUCGCUUGGUUGUUCUCCCAAAGAA